Messenger RNA from Panicum virgatum (switchgrass), 1206 nucleotides. Its product is annotated as auxin-responsive protein IAA23-like. Gene Ontology annotation, cellular component: nucleus. The record is from RefSeq and is a predicted model, not a curated record. The coding region runs from base 219 to 764 and encodes 181 amino acids. Lineage: Eukaryota; Viridiplantae; Streptophyta; Magnoliopsida; Poales; Poaceae. Gene Ontology annotation, molecular function: protein binding. The transcript is spliced from 4 exons. Gene Ontology annotation, biological process: regulation of DNA-templated transcription.
AGCGCGGCCACCCCACGACUCGCACUCGCACCACCACCACCACCACACCGCUCGCCCUCGCCUCCGACAGCGACCGCGCAACCGCGUCGUCGUCCCCGGCCCCGGCACCGCUCCUCCGCAGCCGCCUCCGUCCUCUGCUGCGCAGCCCUGACCACGCACAACGCGCGCGAGCAUAUCGGCACCAGAGCAAGUGCUUGCACGGAGGCGCGUCACUGACGAUGUCGACGAGCUCCGCCAACUCCGCGGCGUCCCCGGCGGUGUCCGGCCUGGACUACGACGACACGGCGCUCACGCUCGCCCUCCCGGGCUCAUCCUCCUCCUCCGCCGCCGCCGACCCCGCCGACCGCAAGCGCGCCGCCGCCGACCACGACAAGCCGCCCUCCCCAAAGGCGCGGGCCGUGGGGUGGCCGCCGGUGCGCGCGUACCGGCGCAACGCUCUGCGCGACGAGGCCAAGCUCGUCAAGGUGGCCGUGGACGGCGCGCCGUACCUGCGCAAGGUGGACCUGGCGGCGCACGACGGGUACGCGCCGCUGCUCCGCGCGCUGCACGGCAUGUUCGCCGCCUGCCCCGGCGCCGGCGCCGCCGGGAGGCUCGUGGACGCCGCCACCGGCGCCGAGUACGUGCCCACCUACGAGGACAAGGACGGCGACUGGAUGCUCGUCGGAGACGUCCCCUUCAAGAUGUUCGUGGACUCGUGCAAGCGGAUCCGUCUCAUGAAGAGCUCCGAGGCCGUCAACCUAUCUCCAAGGACAUCAUCCCAAUGAUCGACCGAACGCGUAUGCGCUAGGCGGUUGAUCUGUCUGAAUUUGUUCACAACAAAGCGUGCAGUGGAAGAGGCUUGGCUGCUCAGGUCCUCCAUGCACCUUAUACACCGUAGGAUCAGAGUUGAGUCUGUUGUUGUGCUCUCUACAGGCCACACACACACACCCCCAUGGGAACUUUGUCUCAGUUCCAGGAGCCCCUCCUCUCGGCCGGAUGGUUUGGUUUUUGGACGCCGGCGAGAAGGGCGGCGCCACCGCUUUGUCAGCUAGAUUGUUAGUCCCGUUUUUCAGAUCGUUUCAGACUUGGGCUUCCAUGCCGGUCUUUGUUUGCCCUCGGUCAUCUUGUCUCGAGGGGCGUUGAUGUAUACACGAAUAUGGUACAUGCUGUGUGCUGUUUCCAUUGUAAGGUCAAAGAAUACAACUGUCACUGUUCUUGCGAUUCCGG